Drosophila obscura is the source of this 2971-nucleotide messenger RNA. RefSeq lists its product as uncharacterized. Gene Ontology annotation, cellular component: extracellular matrix. Lineage: Eukaryota; Metazoa; Arthropoda; Insecta; Diptera; Drosophilidae. The record is from RefSeq and is a predicted model, not a curated record.
AUGCAAGUCCCAACUGAGAAUCGCUCAGAGGCCAGUUGCAGACUUGUGGUGCUGCUUGUGUUGGCAGCAGGCCUGAGCAUGGCCAAGGCCAUGGACACCUGGCAACGCCUACCCUCCCUGGCAACCUUCUCCAGCUAUGAGGACAUGCAACGCUACUUUGAUCAGCGGAAUCUGCGCAGCAUGCGGCACAUCGACAAUCCCUCAGACGACAGCUACCUGGCGGCCUUCAAUCAGUACAACGAGCAGCAGUCCGAGGAUCGGUCCGGGCAGCUCCAGCACUCGCGCACCAAGCGGGAGGAGCGCCGGCUGCCCAGCGCACCGCGAAUGCUGCGUUUCGAGAUCAGCGACGCCGUCGAACCCAGUGACGAGGUGAAGCAGCUGCUGCGGCAGCACUAUGCCAGGGCGCUCAAGGAGACGCCCACCACAGAGAGUGCGCCGCCAGCCAUCACCACCAAAGCCACAAAGAGUCAGCGUUCCAAGCGCAAGCCACGACGCCAGCGACGCUCCAUCAUUGGCGAGCAGCAGCAGCAACAGCAGCCAGCUGACUUCAAGGCGCUGAUGAUUCCCUUCCAGGAGACCGAUGCCCGCGAACCGGACCCCAUUACAGCGCAGCUGAUUCGAGAGGCCAGGAUCCUGGAUCUGCAGAGUCAGUCCACCAGGACGGAGCCAUUACGCAAGUCGCAGGCGCCGCAAAAGCACGGCUUCCAGGUGCGCAUACGCAAGACAAAGCGUACGAAGCGAUCGGCUCCCGGUUCCUCCCCGCACAUGUUCAAGUUCGAGCUGGCCGAUGCCAAGGCAGCGCUGCCACAGGCCCUGGCACAACGCUCUGGAAAGCAGCUCCCGGCCACGCCCACACUCCUCACCAUGGAGACCCCCAGAGCAGAGAGGAGCAACAUAACCCAGAGUCAGAGCCAGAGCCAGCCGCAGAACCCCACCAAGGCCACUCCCACUUCCACUGCCCGUGUGGAUGACAAUGCGAUCCUCAGUGGCGAGUCGACAGCGGAGACCAAGCGAAUGUAUGUGUACAAGGAGGCGCCACCGAGUAGCGGCCAUGGGAAGAGCAAAAAGUCGUUGAGUGGACUGCCCCACGAGGUGCAGAAGGCGAUCAGCCAGCUGCUGAAGGAGGGGCAUGGCGGCAAGGCGUACAUCAAGUAUCUGCCCGCCCAGAAAUCCGAGUACGAACACUACAAGAUAAAGCCCCUCUCCGCGCUCUCGGGCUACGGCCUCAAGCCCAGCUCCUACAUGAAGUACAUCCCCGGCACAGUGCAGACCAAGCUGGUGGAGGCAUCGCCACUGCCAGUGCCAGUCCCAGUGCCAGUGCCAGUCCCAGCCCCCGUCCAGGUGCACAUCCAGCCCGUGCCGGUGGUCGAGCAGCUGCGGUACAUCCACUACAAGCCGCACUACGCCCAAGUCUACGCUGCCCAGCCAUCGAACAUUGCCCAGCACCCGAUUGUGGUGCAAGAGGCGCUGCCGCAGGCUGAGGAAGUGGUUCACCAUCACACAUACACAGCAGAGCUGGCGCCCGCCCCUGCUCCGACCCAAUCGAUAGACGUGUCGAUAGGGCCACAGUUUCGGCCCUCCAAGCCAGACCCCCUGCAGGAGGAGUACCAUCAUGCGGAGGAGAACAUGCCCAUCUACGGCAAGGCCCUGGAGCCGUACCAAUACCAGAUCCAACACGAGCCAAGUCCCUCGGCCUCGCCGCUGAUCAAGAUCGAGUACCACGCGCAGGCGGACAGCAUCAAGGAGCACUACAAGCAGCUGCCCGAGUUCCAGCAGCUGUCGACGCUCAUUGGCAAGUCGCCCGAUGACCAGAUCCACGGCCUCACCUACCUCCUGGCCAAGGAGAUGCAGGCCAAGCUGCAGCGCCAGGGCAAGCAGCUGAUGGUGGAUCGUCCACAGGACAGCACGGCACCGAUACUCUUCCAUCCCGGCCAGGUGCAGGCGCCGGCUCCAGUGCCCACCCUCAAGACGCUGGCGGAUCUGGGCGGUGGCUCCCUGGGCGUGCACCAGGGUCGACUGAUUGGCAUGGCCAAGACGAAGCAGUACGUGCCGAUCAUCGAGUCGGGCAACAACGAUGUGAAGGAGCUGCUGCCCGCCGUUCCCAGCAGCGUGGCGCCCAAGCUGCCGACCCCCAGCUCCUUCAUUGACUACACCCCCGGCCAUGGACUGUCGCAUGGGUACGAGGGCGUCCGGGAUGAUGAGCAGCAGCCCGUGACCACAGUGGAGCAUGUGGUGCAUCAUCCCACGGUCACGAACUAUCAUCAUCAGCAGCAGCAGCAGCAGCAGCAGCCGCAGCAGCAUCAUUACCAGGGGGGUGGGGGACUCGUGGCCACCUCGCUUCCGGCGGAGCUGGAUGCGGCAAAGGGUGCGAAUGGGCUGCACUUUGUGAGCAGUCAGGAGGACAAAUCGCUGCAGCAGUACGCCUCGAAGUAUGCCUUUGGCUAUCGCAUACGUGACUUCCACACCGGCAACGACUUUGGCCACAAGCAGAAUCGGGAUUUCCAUGGCGUGACGCGCGGUCAAUACCAUAUUCUACUGCCGGACGGACGCAUCCAGAAUGUGAUUUACCAUGCCGACGAUACGGGCUUCCAUGCGGACGUCAGCUUCGAGGGCGGAGCCAAGCACUGAGUCAGGAUUUGGAUGGAGAGCGGAGAGCGGCGAAAGGAAGAGCGGCCAAAUGUGCAAUCUAUGUUCUAAGCUAGUUCUAGGAUCAUUCAUUCCAUUCAUCCCAAAACACAGCCAGUUAAGUGAAGGCUCUCUGUCACGAGAAUGAGCCUUUGACAUUGACUCCCACAUGAUAUUAGUUUUCUUGCCCCCUUUGACUAUUGAUUUUCGCCAAUUAAGCGAAAUGGUUUAUUAGUCAAGACUAAGAAAGCUAAUCAAGCAGAUAUAUUACAGCCCCAGCCAAUCCAUUCAACCCUUCAUCUUCACAAUAUUCAGAAUAUAAUUUCUCAAUGCGUGCCCAACCACA